Messenger RNA from Malus domestica (apple), 1007 nucleotides. Its product is annotated as ATP synthase subunit delta, chloroplastic-like. The record is from RefSeq and is a predicted model, not a curated record. Gene Ontology annotation, cellular component: chloroplast thylakoid membrane. Gene Ontology annotation, biological process: proton motive force-driven ATP synthesis; photosynthetic electron transport in photosystem II; photosynthetic electron transport in photosystem I. Gene Ontology annotation, molecular function: proton-transporting ATP synthase activity, rotational mechanism. NCBI's taxonomy places the organism in Eukaryota, Viridiplantae, Streptophyta, Magnoliopsida, Rosales, Rosaceae.
GUCCGACUCCAACCCACUUCUUUCCACUUCCACAAUCUCUCUCUAACAAAUCAUCAGAAAAAGAGAGAGAGAGAGAGAGAGAGCCACCCAAUCUCCACCAAUGGCCGCCCUCCAACACACCAUAAUCUCUCUCCAAUCCAAAACCCCAUCCCCACCACUCUCCUCCGCCCUCACCCCGCGGACCACCACUCUCUCCUUCUCCUUCUCCUCCACCUUCUCCCCCCUCCACCUCAAACUCUCCUCCUCAGCCCUCACCGCCCGCCGCAACGGCUCCGGAUCCCUCGGCGCCCGCAUGAACGCCUCUGCCGCCGCCAGCUACGCCUCCGCGCUAGCCGACGUGGCGAACUCGAACAACACCCUCGAAGCCACCAGCGGCGACGUGGAAAAGAUCGAGAAGUUCUUCGGCGAGCCGUCGGUGUUCGACUUCUUCAUCAACCCCACAAUCGGCCUGGAGAAGAAGCGGCAGGUGCUGGACGACAUCGCCAAGUCGUCGGCGCUGCAGCCGCACACGAUCAACUUCCUCAACAUCCUGGUGGACGCGAAGCGGAUCGACCUGAUAAAGGACAUCGUGAAGGAGUUCGAGGUGGUGUACAACAAGAUAACGGACACGGAGCUGGCGAUCGUGAGCUCGGUGGUGAAGCUGGAGUCGCAGCACUUGGCGCAGAUAGCGAAGCAGGUGCAGAAGCUGACGGGGGCGCAGAACGUGAGGAUCAAGACGGAGAUUGAUCCGAGCCUGGUGGCGGGGUUCACGGUGAGGUACGGGCAGUCGGGGUCGAAGCUUAUUGACUUGAGCGUGAAGAAGCAGCUGGAGGAGAUUGCGGCGGAGCUUGAUUUGGGUGACAUUAAGCUCAAUUUAUAACUCCAAAUUUGCUCUUGAUUUUGAUUAUGGUUUAACCACUGUAAUGUGUAAAACCGUACGUUUGAGUAUAUAUAUGUAUGUAUGGGGAGUUUUUACGUGAAUUUGAGGCAAUUUUGAAGGCCUUUUUGCUGCCACGUCAUUUUUGAAA